CGCAAAAAAAUGUAAAUGUGCUUUCGCCUCGUUGCAGUCGAUGAUUAUAGUGGGGGACGAUGUAAGGGGACAUCAGACAACAGGAAGGGGGGAAAAAGAGGAGGGUAUAGCGAUGUUGCCACGUGGUUUGUUGAUCGGUUGCCUCUUCAUCCCGAUACGACUCAGAUCUCUGACCCCCACUGCACGCAUGUUAAAUGUGGCUCCACGGUUUUAAAAAUAGAAGGUACCAUCCCAUCCCUCGAUGUAAAUGCAUGUCACGACGAGAUUAUAUACGUUUCUGUACAAAUUAUCAUAAAGAUGGCAUUGCAUUCUACACCCACUAAGUAAACAAUGAGCAGGAUUGCACCUAAUAAUAAAAAUACUUGAGUCUGGGGGACUUCAAUUUUGUUAAGGCGAUCCUUAACGAUGUCGCAAGUAUCUGAUCGAGAUGACCUACAUUAUGAUAAAACAGGUUCCGGUAUUUUGGUCACAAUAAAAAUGUCCAGACAUAUUUCUUUACCAUUCGGACACGUAAACUUAGACGUAUAAAAAUGUCUACAAUUGAGUAUAUAAUUGAUCACACUUACGAAAAAUGAAUGUCAAUACGUGCAUUUCAAAAUGGUUUAUUAAAAAUCGAAUUCUAAUUGACAUAAAAUAUGUCGCGUAAUAAAUGUAUCAAAAUAAUACA
Megachile rotundata (alfalfa leafcutting bee) is the source of this 667-nucleotide messenger RNA. RefSeq lists its product as uncharacterized. Lineage: Eukaryota; Metazoa; Arthropoda; Insecta; Hymenoptera; Megachilidae. The record is from RefSeq and is a predicted model, not a curated record.